AAGACUGUGACUGUGAAGGAUAUUUCAAUGGACAGUACAUAGCUGGCUUACGCAGGAGCUUUAGGUUAAGUCGUAAAGAGAAGGAGAACAACCUGAAUGAAGGAAAGCAAGCGGAACAGGCAGAUGCCACAGAGUUCCUAACAUACGAAGAAGUCACCAAGUACCAGCAGCAGCCUGGUGAACAGCAGAGGCUUGUGGUCUUGAUUGGUUGUUUGGGGGCCAGAUUAAGUGAGCUCAAGCAGAAGGUUGUGUCAGAGAACCCACAGGAGUAUGGUGUUGCCGUUCCACAUACAACCAGGUCAAGAAAAAGUCAUGAGAAAGAGGGAGUUGAAUACAAUUUUGUCUCUAAGCAAUCAUUUGAGACAGAUGUACAGCAAAACAAAUUUGUGGAACAUGGAGAAUACAAAGAAAACCUGUAUGGUACAAGUCUGGAGGCAAUCCGGUCUGUGAUGGCCAAAAAGAAGGUCUGUUUGGUGGAUGUGGUACCUGAAGCAGUAAAGCACUUGAGGACUCCUGAGUUUAAGCCUUAUGUUAUCUUUGUGAAGCCUCUCAUUUCAGACAAGAAAAAACAUGUCCUAAAAUCUCCUGUGUCAGAAGAGAUCUCAGCCCCCUUUGAUGAAGAACAGCAGGAGAUUAUUAAUUCAGCAGCGUUCAUUGAAGAGCAGUAUGGCCAUUUAAUUGACACUGUACUGGUGAAAGAAGAUCUCCAGAGUGCAUGUAACCAGCUGAAAACUGUGUUGGAGAAACUCAACAAGGAUUCAUUUUGGGUGCCGGUCAGCUGGGUUAGGUCAUAGCUUGCUACCAUGUUUAAGGGAACAUUAGUAUAAAAAUAUCUUGUAAAUACUUGAGUGAAAGAAGGGAAAUAUGUCCAGUUCAAAACUUCCGUCUAGAAGGCAAUACAUAAAGACUGUAUGAGGAAAAACUAAACAAAGUCAGAAGCUGA
Acanthisitta chloris (rifleman) is the source of this 943-nucleotide messenger RNA. RefSeq names its product MAGUK p55 subfamily member 3-like. Gene Ontology annotation, cellular component: cell-cell junction; plasma membrane. The record is from RefSeq and is a predicted model, not a curated record. The transcript is spliced from 7 exons. The annotation marks the transcript as partial. NCBI's taxonomy places the organism in Eukaryota, Metazoa, Chordata, Aves, Passeriformes, Acanthisittidae.